Molecule: messenger RNA, 1846 nt
Organism: Cryptomeria japonica (Japanese cedar)
Lineage: Eukaryota; Viridiplantae; Streptophyta; Pinopsida; Cupressales; Cupressaceae
Product: protein BPS1, chloroplastic
Exons: 1
Coding region: 452-1468 (338 amino acids)
Source: RefSeq, a predicted model, not a curated record
CUCGAAGUUUCAGUUCCGGAUGAUGGCAGCCGCCAUAAAAAACAUUUGGAUCUUGUCAUCGAGUGAAUUUAAUGAUCUCCACGGGAUUCCACAUCCUUAACUCUACUAAAUCAUAGGCGAGCAAUGAUAAAUUGUUUAAUAUUUUAGAAAAUCUCAACAUCGGAUUUAACUAAUGCUUUCCAACCGUUUAUGGUAAGCAUAUAUUUGUUCCCCCAUGAAAAUGAACAAUAUGUGCCGUCUUUACCAAAUACAGAAUUCUUACAGCCAAUAAAUCACAAUCCACCUCGUUUCUCAGUACCAAAGAAUAUGCGAUUAAAGGAAAUAUAAUUCACGAUCGUUAAAAUCUAGAAUUCGACAUUAAAUAUACUGUAGGAGCAACUUCAAAAUGUGCUGUUUGUAAUCUCCAGUCUCCAAAUUGAAACCCGAGAAGAAGAAGAAGAAGAAGGAAAUAAUGGGCAGCUUACGUGGCUUACAGUAUGCUCUAAGUUUCCACAGCCGAUCUUCCCCGUCAACAAUAUACCCUACAACAGACGCCCACCCGGAGCGCGAGUCCCAGGACACCCAUCUCUUAGCAGAUCUCCAGCGGUUACAUGAAUUCGGGAACUAUCUGAGCGCCGGCUGGCUACAGAAGGCGCUGGAAAUGUGCCUGUCAAUGCACAGAGAGGUCCAGCAGAUUUUUCCCCAAAUCCGGCAGGCCGUCCAGAGGCAGAAUUCAAAGUGGAUGGACGAAACCCUAGAUGACACGGUGAAGCUCCUGGACGUAUGCAACGCACUCCGGGAAUACAUGAGAGACAUCAAACAGUACCAGGAAAAACUUCACCUUGUGAUUCAUAUGCUCAAUGGCCCAAUUGGCCCCUGGCAGCUGGGCAGGGCCCGGAUUGCUCUCGGCAGUUUAUGUGAGUUGCCGGCCAAAGCGACGGAGCCGCCACAAAACAAAUCUCGGCUGGAGAAUUGCAGCUCCGUAUUGCGGCGCAUGGGCGGAAAAUUGGCGGCUCCCUGUGCAGGCGGUGAGUUAGUUGAACCAAUUCAUGCGGCCAUGGAUCUCACUGUCUUCGUAUGUGACCUUCUGUUGGUGGCCCUUUCAUUCAGAUCGAGGCGCUCCCUUCCUCUGCCCUGUUCCGGGCACUCCACCUGGGGCGGCGCUCUUCAAGCCCUUCAGCUUAAAGUGAAGGAAGAGGUGGAUAAGCGUAGAAACAAAGGGAUCGUCUGUGUUUUGCUGGACGAGCUUUUUGCCGUCGAGUCAGCUUCACAGAGUGUGAAUGAUCUGCUGAAGAGGUUCUUAAACAGCAAGUCUGUCCCGCUUAAGGAAGCGCAGGAUUUGGAAUUGAGGCAGUCGGUUGUGUGUUUAAAGAAUUGUGUCGCAGAAUUGGAAGAUGGGAUGGCUUUCAUUGAAAGCCAGAUUAAUGAACUGUUUGAAGUUAUCAUAGGCGGCCGGAUGGCUCUGUUGGAUGCUCUCACUUAUUCGUAGCAUUAAAAAACAGAGAUAUUUUUUUGCUUUGGCUUUUAGAAUUGAUUGUAUAAUUUGGAUUGCUCUGUGACCCAUCAGAACUAAAGAAACAUAAAAUUAGAUUGGCGUGUAGAUUUGAUUGUAUAAUUUGGAUCACUGUGUGACCCAUCAGAACUAAAGAAAUAGAAAAUUAGAUUGUUGCAGACCCAAGAAUGGUGAAGUGAGGGUAGAGGUGAUAGGUGAGAGGACCAAAAUGAUAUCUGCCUUGCCAAAUCUCGCCUCUAGCAAUUGAAUAGACAAAGAAAAGAGGACAAUUCAAUCAAGGCACAAUUUUUGCAAGAUUCGAAGGGCAUGCUUUUUCAGGUCCAUUUUGCAGGUCGGCAAGAUUAUUGUUGACUU